This is a messenger RNA of Xiphias gladius (swordfish), 1501 nucleotides long. RefSeq names its product chromatin accessibility complex subunit 1 (gene chrac1). Lineage: Eukaryota; Metazoa; Chordata; Actinopteri; Istiophoriformes; Xiphiidae. Gene Ontology annotation, molecular function: protein heterodimerization activity. The coding region runs from base 54 to 419 and encodes 121 amino acids. The record is from RefSeq and is a predicted model, not a curated record. Gene Ontology annotation, cellular component: nucleus; CHRAC. The transcript is spliced from 3 exons.
CGUCAGUGUUCAAAACAAUACUUGAAGUUCCGCCUGUCUGGCGCCGUGUUCACAUGAAGAUGUCUCAAAAUAAUCCCGACAAAGACGACCACACGUCUAGCAACAAAAAGUCAAUCUCCCUCCCGAUUUCCAGAGUGAGGCUGAUCAUGAAGAGCUCCCCGGAUGUCUCCAGCAUCAACCAGGACGCUCUUUUCCUCACCACCAAGGCGACAGAGCUGUUUGUCCAGCACCUGGCUCUCUCCUCAUUCAACAACGGAUCCGGGAAGGGAACCAACACCUUGUCCUACAGCGACCUGGCUAACACCGCGGAGGAGACCGAGACUUUCCACUUUCUAACAGAUAUCCUGCCUAAGAAGAUCUUGGCUCGAGAUUACCUCAAGUCUUUGGAGCAAAUGCCAGAAGAGGACACUGACUUUUAAAAAGGACACUGGCCGCACUUCACAUCUGGACAGAUCAAAUGUACACGUCCUGCCAUUCUUUUAAAAUUAAGUGACUGGCAGAAGAGACACCCUGAACUUUCUCAAUGCUUUUAAAUACAUUGACAGAGUUCAGCUGCAGGGCGUGGAACUGGAAGUAAAGGCACACAGAGCUAAUGUGAAAUCAAGUGAAGACUCGGAGAUCAACUUAAAAACAACAACACCACAGAGAGUCUUAGAGGAAAACUAAAACUUGUACCAUAUAUCUACGAUAAAUAAUUGAUGCUAGCAAGCUAGAUUUGUAUUAACGGCCUAAACAAAGCAGCCUUAGAUGGAUCAUAAAGCAAUCAUUCCUUAUGUGUUCUACAGAAUCAAUUACCUCUAUAAAGACAAUAUUUUUGUGUCGUCAAAAGUACUGUUUUUGCUCAUAAAUGACACACUUGAAUAGUAGAUCUUUAACAUUUCUAGGAUUUCAGAAUGAUUUUGCCUUUGUCCUGUAUUCCUAGACCCUCUUGGAAUGAUUCCUGAUGGCAGUGUUUUAUACAUUUUGUUUGUUUUGCAUGUAAAGCUAUUAGGAGGAAUUAAUUGGUUUUUCUAAACAACUUGCAGGGGCCCUUCAUGUAACAGACAUAGAAUUAAUUCCACACAGCUGGAGCACAGACGUCUCAGCUCCUGGGUUUUUACUGCCUUUCAAAUAUGAUUGGGUGAACACUCUAUUUUAGAGAUGCUGUCAAACAUUGAUUUUCAAGUGAAAUGCACUGGUUUUCCUAAUUCUAAGUUAUACAUGAUAUUGUCUUUUUUUUUUUUUUUAAAGAUAUUGUCAUGUUUUAGUUGUGAUUUUCAUAAAUACUUGAAAGUUGUUUGAACUGAUGGAAAGUACAAAUAACUCUGUUUCCCAGUUUAAAUACAAAGCAGCUGAACAUGCUGUGUCUUCCCAAAUUAAAAUUCAGACUCCACCCAACACAUGUGAAUAUUUAAAGUGUAUAUAACAGCUGACCUCCUUUCAAGGCGUCUUCAUAUAUUUGCGAGUUUGUUAUUUAGAUUUGAUAUUAAAAUAAAGCAAAUUAAACAAGUCACUUAUUCUA